AUGGCUAAGGGAAAGAAGAGCGUCGUUAAAUUCGUCAUUGACUGCACAGCACCAGUCGACGAUAAGGUCUUGGAUGUUGCCAUGUUCGAGGCAUACCUUCAAGAACGUAUCAAGAUCGGAGGAAAGACUGGAGCCCUCGCAUCCAACAAUGUUGUCAUCUCCAGAGACCGCACAAAGUUGACUGUUGCCAGCCCAGCCGACCUGAAAUUCUCCAAGCGUCAAUUGAAGUACCUCUCCAAAAGAUACUUGAAGAAACAACAAUUGAGAGAUUACCUUCGUGUUGUUGCCGCUAGCAAGAACUCUUACGAAAUGAGAUACUUCUCUAUCACCGGGGGAGAUGAAGAGGCCGAAGAGUAA
Molecule: messenger RNA, 357 nt
Organism: Cylindrotheca closterium
Lineage: Eukaryota; Bacillariophyta; Bacillariophyceae; Bacillariales; Bacillariaceae
Source: the annotation of a GenBank genome assembly